AUGGGCCGUUUCUAUACGAUUGGGGUCGCCACGUUGGCGGCAACCGGGUCAUUUCUGUUUGGAUAUGACAGUGGAGUGAUGACCGACGUGAUAGCAUCGCCCAAUUUCUUGCAGUAUUUCAAUACCACGCAGACAUCGUCCAUUAUCGGUGCGAUCAAUAGUACCUUCUCCGGUGGAGCCGUCAUCGGGGCCUUGCAAGGUGGCUUGACAAUGGAUCGCUUUGGCCGCAAAUUCACAAUUCAAAUGGGCGCAUUCAUAUGUCUCAUCGGCGCCACUCUUCAGGCAUCGGCACGGAACUUGGCGAUGAUCCUGGUGGGUCGCAUCUUGGCAGGAUGGGCCGUCGGGCUCAUGUCCAUGUCGGUCCCGGUCUAUCAGGCCGAGUUUGCUCAUCCAAAGUCCCGUGGCUUGAUCGUGGGGUUGGCACAGCAAAUGAUUGGAGUUGGUUUCAUUGUCAGCACAUGGAUAGGAUAUGGAUCUCUCCACGCAUCAGACUCUAGCCAAUUCCAGUGGCGCUUCCCGUUGGCCUUUCAGGUUGUUCCGGCAUUGGUGUUGGUCGUUGGAAUGAUCUUCCUGCCCGAGUCUCCACGGUAUCUCAUUGAGAAGGGAAGAUAUUCAGAGGGGAAGCGGGUGCUCCACAAGUUGCACUUUGACGGUACCAAUGAGGAUUGGAUUGAGGCAGAGUACAGUGAGAUCUGCCGGACUAUCGAAGCCGAGCAGUCUGUGGCUGCGCAGGGCUGGAUGCCCAUGUUCACCGUUCCUCAAUGGCGGACUCGGAUGCUGUUCGUUGCGAAUGCCCUCGGGCGAGAAGUGAAAGAAACACGGGCUAACUGUUCCUUCAGUCACGGACUUGCGGUCCAAGCUUUCACCCAAAUGACCGGUAUUAACGUGAUUGGGUACUAUCAAACAAUCAUGUACAAGGCGCUCGGUUUCACGGGGAGCCGCAACACGCUCGUCGCGGGCCUCUACAACUGCGUGGGCCCAAUAUCGAACCUCAUCUUCAUCGUCUUCAUCCUCGACCGCGUCGGUCGCCGCAAGCCGCUGCUCUUCGGUACGGUAGGCAUCUCGCUGGCGCUGAUCUGCGAGGCAGUGUUAAACUCGCAGAAUCCGGAUGGUCAACGCAUCGGAUACAGUAUUGGCGGGGUCUUUUUCCUUUUCGCCGUAUCGGUGAUAUUCUCUCUUUCAUAUGGGCCCGUUGGUUGGGUGUAUAUGGCAGAAGUAAUGCCGAUGCAGAUUCGAGGCAAGGGCAACGCCUUCGCGGUCGGAAUCGGAAACUGGGCAGUGAGUACGCUGUGGAAUCAGGUAUCGCCCAUCGCAUUGGGGAAACUUCAAUGGAAGUUUUAUUUUGUCUUCGUAGCCUGGAAUCUGUGCGUGUCGCUCCCGGUUAUCUACUUUUAUUUUCCAGAGACGAAACAGAAGACACUUGAAGAGAUUGACCAGCUGUUUGAUCGAGUACUGGAACGAAUCCCCGAAGAAGGUAAUGUGGUGCAUCCACGGUCGGAGAAGGAGGAGGCGGGGGUGCUGAACAUCGAGAACGCCGGAUUUAUCCAUGGCUAG
Penicillium cataractarum is the source of this 1554-nucleotide messenger RNA. RefSeq names its product sugar porter family MFS transporter. Bases 1 to 1554 code for a protein of 517 amino acids. Gene Ontology annotation, molecular function: carbohydrate:proton symporter activity. The record is from RefSeq and is a predicted model, not a curated record. Gene Ontology annotation, biological process: carbohydrate transport; transmembrane transport. NCBI's taxonomy places the organism in Eukaryota, Fungi, Ascomycota, Eurotiomycetes, Eurotiales, Aspergillaceae. Gene Ontology annotation, cellular component: membrane. The transcript is spliced from 5 exons.